Molecule: messenger RNA, 2253 nt
Organism: Echinostoma caproni
Lineage: Eukaryota; Metazoa; Platyhelminthes; Trematoda; Plagiorchiida; Echinostomatidae
Source: the annotation of a GenBank genome assembly
AUUUGUCACAUUAUUCUGAAAUCUUACACUCCAAUGAAUGAGGAAUCAGUGAUACUCGUUGCUGAAGGUCGCAGCUUUGAGGCGGAAUUGGAUGCACUUUUGGCUGUGAUCGAGGCGGCGGAUUAUUUACAAAUCUCCCUCCUCAUUCGCACAUGCUUAACUCGUCUUUCCAGUUUGUUGGGACGUUUGUUUUUGCCCAUUUUCACGACGGACCAUGUUCGACACGAUUGCCAUGUGUUUUCGCUAUGUCUUGAGGGUUGGGUGAGAGUCAGUCAAAUUCAAGACACAUCGUUCGCAAAACUGUUUCAACAAUAUGCCGCUAAACAUCCGGAUCUCAUUCUAAAACCGUAUAUUGCAUCACCCGAAAUUCAAUCGGCUGUGUUGGAAUUGACCAUAGGGAUUUUGCGUUCCAAUUUGCUUUGUGUGCCAGACGAAUCUGUGGUCCUCGAUUUGAUUUUGAAUUGGUUAAGUUUGUUAAAACAGUUGGGCCUAGACGAACCAAGCAAUGUAGAAGCCCUUUUCAAUUGUGUGCGGCCCGGUUUGCUUUCGUUCGAGGCUAGGUCUCGACUCUAUGAUUGCUGGUCUGUCAAGUAUCCAUCCGUUCGGUGGCAACGGGAGUUAGAUUGUGAGGCGUUUAACACAUUGAUGCGUCAAAUCCCGUACCAGGGUCCAUUUGCGGGGUUGAGAUGCAUACAAGAUCAGUCGAAUCAAUCGCUUUUCUUCGAGUCUCGAGCUUCCUCCCCUGUAUUGAUUACUCUUGCUCCAGGUUAUUUUGGCAAAAAUACAUUGGAAAUUAGAUUGUUCAAUCUGAUCACAGGCGAACUCCGGAGUUUGGACAUUCCACCCUGUCAUUUAAGUAAACUGACCAGUGAAUCGGUGGUGGAUGGAGAUUUCGACGGACGUAUUUAUCUGUGUCAUCCCUCGAUUAAUGUGGCUCGACAUAAAAGUCUGAUCGUUGUUCUUUAUCACAAUCCAUACACGUGUACUGUGAACGGGUUUAUGUGGUGUUUGGCCACAUGUCAAGCUGAAUGGUUACCUCCGUUAGUUUUACCUGCUCUGGAGAAUCGUUCGAUUGGUUUGACCAUGUCCGGUUGUUUCCGGUCUCGACGCAUCGGUGUAGCGACCCUACCGACGGGAUUGCAUGUGUACUGUGCCGGUCCGGCCAAUGCAAAAAUAUGGCUCUAUCUGUACCGAUUUGAUGCAACCUUGUGGCAAUGGCAUUUGCGCGCAUCCAAACCGCUGUUUGCCAGUCCAUCCAGCGGGAUCGCCCUGUUCACGUCAGUCGAUCCGCUCGGGCUGAUCACUCCAGACGGAUGGCUAUAUGCGAAUGUGGAAUUCGCGGAUCGUUCGGAUCCCCGUGAGGCUCGGAUUCGACGACAUAAUCUGCACCAAACCUCUCACGUUCGAUCACACUUUUUCCGGUUUCGAUGUGACACGACUGCCGGUUUGGUAGUGGAACCAUUACCUUCACCACCGUUCCUGAUACGUAUCUAUCGUGUACUUGCACUAACGGACGCAAAAGACAAUACCACUUCCGGGCAAACAUAUCUCUUUGCAUUUGGGACGUGUUCUCGCGAUCAGACCGCGACACAGUUCUGUUUCAAUACAGAAACACAGCAGUGGAUAGAAUGGACUGCAGCCAGUACUUCAGCUGACAAUAAGAAUGAUGGCUUUCUAUCUGAUGCUCACGGUCGAUCGUUGCGGCCGAAGUUACAAGUGAAUUUGUGCCCCGAAAUCCUCGGGUUUCGUGGACUCGUAUCCACCACACACUUGGUUGAUGAUUUACGCGGUUUUCACUCUGACCUCACGCACCAUCCGGAUAGUAGCGAAUUUAGUCCAUCUCGAGUCGAUGAGUCCGGAGCGAAGUCACAAUCCAAUGCCAAUCCCACAUUGGUGCUUGUUGGCCGCCCGGAUCAUCACAUGUGUGAAAGCAAGUCCGGUGUCUGUGGUAUCUGGUUUCAUCGACCACAAAUUGGCCCGCUCCAAUCAAAUACGAUCCAGUUUGAUCCCAGAAAACCGAUGUUUCCUUUGCCCAAUAAUUUGGCUCAAAUAUUCUAUCAACUUCCUUCUCCUGCUGCUGUCCCCGUGGCGAAUUGGGAGAACCUGUUCCGAAGCCCGGACAUUCUGAAUUUCAACACUCUAUCAACGGACAUUCAUAUUGCCAAACAGAGCACCCAUGAACCAAUGGUGACUUGUCCAUUCCCGGGUAUGAGUUAUUCAUGGUCCAGUUGGGCCGCACCGGACAGUGAUUAA